Molecule: messenger RNA, 1419 nt
Organism: Brassica napus (rape)
Lineage: Eukaryota; Viridiplantae; Streptophyta; Magnoliopsida; Brassicales; Brassicaceae
Exons: 1
Coding region: 104-1060 (318 amino acids)
Source: RefSeq, a predicted model, not a curated record
AAGAAAAAUCGAUUCUUUUAGCUAUCUCCAUGCUCAUAGUUCUUGAGUGAUUGGUGAUAGUCUUUUCGCGAAUCAUCUCUGGGUUCCAACGAGCUUGGCGUCGAUGGGAGAUCAUCAAGAAUUCGAGAAACCCAUCUUCGAAUUACACAACAGGAAGGCUCGAAGCUCUCGCAAGAGGAAGAAUCGUUUAGGAGAAUCGAUGAAUCAUCAUUACGAAGAGAUCUUUUGCUACUACGGAUUGAGGGAGAGCCCGAAGAAGAAGAGAACAACCCAGAAACCUCUGCGGAUUAAGAAGAAGCGUCUGGUUCGUUGCGGAGAAUGUGGCAAAGGGUUUCGAUAUGAGAAGUGCCUGAGGAAUCAUAGCGAAACUAUGCAUUCGUUAGAAGAGAAGAAGAAGAGCGAAUGUAUGAGAAGGGAUCUGUUGCGUUUCUUCAGCAGUGGUGGUGUGCAGAGGAGAAAGAGGUCGAAAAGAGUUUCCAGGUACAAGAAGAGUCUUCCUCCACUCUCUGUUUCGUCUUCUUCUUCUUCUUCUUCUGCGUUUGGGAAUGAUGGAGAACUGUUGGAAGUCGCUGAGUCUCUGAUUAUGUUGUCUAAGAGUGGUGAUGCUCUGUUUUCGAAGCUAGAGUUGAAUGAGAGAGAAUGUGAAGAUGGGUUUUUGGGUAAUGAGCAAAAGCUAGUUGGGUCUUUGAGUAAUGAGCUUAGACUUGUGGGGAUUAGAACUGAUUCUAAUGGAACAUCGAAAGAGCUUUUGGGUUUCUUGGGGGACAAGAAGGUAAUGAAAGAAGAUGAGGUAGGAGCAGAGAGUUUUGGGGAAGAAGUUAGAUUGGAGAGAGUGAGCUUGGACGAUACAGAGCAGAAACUUGGGGGUCAAGAAGCUGUGUUUGAAGUUUCAAAUUCAGCAAGUAAGGGUUUUCAGAUGAACAAUGAGCAUAGGUGCAGGCUCUGUGAGAGGGUUUUCUCGACGUAUCAAGCUCUCGGCGGUCAUCAGACGUUUCAUAGAAUGAAGAACAAUUAUGAAAAGUCAAAGCAUGAGAUGCAGAGAAGAGCCAGUAGAAGCUGAAGUUGAGAAUGACUCGGUGACAUUGACCUGGUGGAAUAUUGGAGCUGAGGUAGUGAAGAAGAAGGAAGAUAAGCUCUCCCUCACCUCACCCACUCUUUUUUCUGUAAUGGAGUUUUUGGAAUUUUGCAUUGAAACUCCAUUGUCGUUGUCUUGUAAAGUGUAACAUACGUAAAGACUAUACUUUUAGGUCUUUAGUUUUUAGAAGUUGUACAGUUUCAUUGUAGUCUUGCUAUGGUUUAGUGAUCAGUAAAAAAAAAAAAAAAAAGACUCGAGACUUUUUGGGGUUCCUUUCUUGUUUCUCAAGAAACUGAAGAAAUCAUUAUGCAUUAAGCUAAUCCUAAGAUCUAUUUGUAUUAAAA